AUGGAGUUCAAUGGUGAAAGCGAUUGGCGUCUUGGGAUCGCUGACGGAACAACCAAGGGUCGUGUCGAUCUCUUCCCAUGGGACCAUAUCGGCCAACGUUUUUGCGGCAAAGGUAAAUUCAUUACUUGGAUAAUUACGUUCAACGAAUCGGUCACCAUCUUUCUUUCGAAUCACAAACUUCACAUUGGCACCAAUUCGCCAUAGAGCGGAUUUCAGCUUUGCACCACAGACAAGGGUGAACGCAAUAUGUGGAAUACCCUCAAGAGCUCGCUUCUGCAAUUUGAACACCCUGAAAUGGGUAGGCAGUGA
Haemonchus placei is the source of this 309-nucleotide messenger RNA. NCBI's taxonomy places the organism in Eukaryota, Metazoa, Nematoda, Chromadorea, Rhabditida, Trichostrongylidae. The record is from the annotation of a GenBank genome assembly.